Molecule: messenger RNA, 276 nt
Organism: Botrytis fragariae
Lineage: Eukaryota; Fungi; Ascomycota; Leotiomycetes; Helotiales; Sclerotiniaceae
Exons: 2
Coding region: 1-276 (91 amino acids)
Source: RefSeq, a predicted model, not a curated record
AUGUUACACCACAAGCAUCUAUAUGCUCAUGUGCAAUCGGAUGUGACUUUUGGCAUUGGGACUAUAGCCGUUUCCUUCGUCAUCUCCAUUGACAACAAUAAACUGGAUAGCCACGGCUUCAAGGAAACUCCUCGGCGAGAAGCCUUCAAACACGGUAUUACAAGUUUGCAACAUAUUUCACGGAUGAGCUUUACGGAGUACGUCACAGAAUCCGGGCUGCUUCAAAAUAUCCAGGACAAGAUUCCAAGAGCCACAGCCUCAUGGGCCAAGAUCUAG